CAUAUUUCCUAUCUGUAUCUAUCUAUUUCCUAAUUUGCCUUUGCCCAGCUUCUCUCUCUCUCUUUCUCUCUCUCAAUUUGUCAUAAUUUAGGCCACUGCUUCCAUCUCCGCCACCGAUGAUCUUCGGUGCGUUCUUCGCCCCCUGUUGAACAUUCUGAUUUCAUCGGUGAAUGACUUAUUGAGGUUAUAAUAUCAGGUAUUUAUUUUGGGGAAUGGCGUCAGUCGGUAUAGCGCCUAUAUCUGGUGAGGCUGUAGGUGUUGACAGGUUGCCUGAGGAGAUGAAUGACAUGAAAAUACGAGACGACAAGGAAAUGGAAGCAACAGUUGUGGAUGGUAAUGGGACUGAGACAGGCCACAUAAUCGUGACAACUAUUGGCGGUCGAAGUGGCCAGCCAAAGCAGACAAUUAGCUACAUGGCUGAACGUAUAGUUGGGCAAGGAUCAUUUGGGGUAGUUUUCCAGGCUAAAUGUUUAGAGACCGGUGAAACAGUUGCUAUAAAGAAGGUUCUUCAAGACAAGAGGUACAAGAACCGAGAGUUACAAACAAUGCGUCUGCUUGACCAUCCAAACGUUGUUUCUUUGAAGCAUUGCUUCUUCUCAACAACUGAAAAGGAUGAACUAUACCUCAAUUUGGUUCUUGAGUAUGUACCCGAAACUGUUCAUCGUGUGAUCAAACACUAUAAUAAGUUGAACCAGAGAAUGCCGCUAAUUUAUGUGAAGCUGUAUGCCUAUCAGAUUUUCAGAGCAUUGUCUUAUAUCCAUGGUAGUAUUCGAGUAUGUCACAGGGACAUAAAGCCGCAAAACUUGUUGGUGAAUCCGCACACCCACCAGGUUAAAUUAUGUGAUUUUGGAAGCGCCAAAGUUUUGGUGAAAGGGGAGCCGAAUAUCUCGUAUAUCUGCUCCAGGUAUUAUAGGGCACCUGAGCUUAUUUUUGGAGCAACAGAGUAUACUACCGCUAUUGACAUUUGGUCUGCUGGGUGUGUUCUUGCUGAGCUACUUCUCGGACAGCCCCUGUUUCCUGGUGAGAGUGGAGUUGACCAGCUUGUUGAGAUUAUCAAGGUUUUGGGUACUCCAACGAGGGAGGAAAUAAAAUGCAUGAAUCCUAAUUAUACUGAGUUCAAAUUCCCACAAAUUAAAGCCCAUCCAUGGCACAAGAUUUUCCAUAAGCGCAUGCCCCCAGAAGCUGUUGAUCUCGUUUCAAGGCUGCUUCAGUACUCUCCUAAUUUACGUUGCUCAGCUAUGGAUGUGUUGGUCCAUUCUUUCUUCGACGAGCUACGUGAUCCAAACGCCCAUCUGCCUAAUGGACGUUUCCUUCCUCCAUUAUUCAACUUUAAGCCUCAUGAGUUGAAGGAUGUCCCGAUGGAGACAUUGGUGAAGUUGAUUCCUGAGCAUGCUAGGAAGCAGUGUCCCUUCCUCGGACUUUGAUUCCUCCAAGUGCUUUAGACCAAUCAUUUAGUGGUGUCCUUUAUCGUCGUAAUAUUUCUUCCGAUGCCCGUUCGUAUUACCGUUCACCUUAUUGUGUGUGUGUGUGUGUGUGUUGUUGCUUUGUAGUAUUAUUAUUAUUACCUUGUUUUGUAAAAUCAGGUCGAAGGAAAGUGCUAUUAAACUAAUUACCCAAAACCUCAUCGUGUAUUCUGAUUCGUCCUGUUUUCGUUCUGCCCCUACAGACAUGUUUCUCAUUUAUAUGACUAUUUAUUAUCUAAAUGAACUUCUUUUAUUCCCCCGGGCAAUAUAAUCAAUCUUAUG
Erythranthe guttata (spotted monkey flower) is the source of this 1745-nucleotide messenger RNA. Its product is annotated as shaggy-related protein kinase alpha. Gene Ontology annotation, cellular component: cytoplasm; nucleus. Lineage: Eukaryota; Viridiplantae; Streptophyta; Magnoliopsida; Lamiales; Phrymaceae. Gene Ontology annotation, biological process: signal transduction; peptidyl-threonine phosphorylation; cell differentiation. Gene Ontology annotation, molecular function: protein serine/threonine kinase activity; ATP binding. The record is from RefSeq and is a predicted model, not a curated record.